AUGUUGUUCCAUUCAUCACUUGCUGCGAGACGGACGGAUGACGACGACAUUGAUAUUAAUUCUUUUGCUCUCUUUCUUCGCUUGUUGCUUAACUUUUUUCUUUCCUCAUUGACAUUCUUUUUGCUUCACUUCGUUGCUAUUCUUCUUUCUUUCAUUGCUUCCCUACCAUUCUUUCAUACCUUCUUCAUUCAUUUUUAUAAUUUUUUCUCCUUCUUGGCGUAUUUCUUUCGUUCUUUCAUUCUUUUUUCUUCAUUGUUUUUCUUUCUUUUUUCAUGCAAAUUAAUCAUUUUUCUCUCUUUUGUCGGUUGUUUUAUUUCUAUUCAUUAUUGUCGCUUUCCUUUCACCUUCAUAACUUACAUUCAUUUAUUUCGUCCUUUCUUCCUAGCAUUUCCAUUCAUCCUUCAUCAAUUCAUUUUUUCAUUCCCUUUUCCUUCUUCUUUCCGCCCCACACCUUUCUUUCUUUCUUUUAAUAUUUUUAAUUCAUCUUUCCUUCCUAGAAAUAUUUUCAUUCUUCUUUCCAUCCUACACAUUCUUUCUUUCUUUGCUCUUUCACAUACUACUUCUCUUUCUUUCUUUCUUUCUUUCUUUCUUUCUUUUAUUUUUUACCAACCAACCACUCACUUGAUAUUUGGGUUCAGUAAAUCUUAUUGA
Acanthosepion pharaonis is the source of this 651-nucleotide messenger RNA. Lineage: Eukaryota; Metazoa; Mollusca; Cephalopoda; Sepiida; Sepiidae. The record is from the annotation of a GenBank genome assembly.